AUGAAGUUUUUUAAUCAUACAUACCAAACUACUGUCAAUUACAACAUCCCCAAAUCGGUAGAACAUUCGGUUUCCUUCGAUGAGACCUCAAUUGUCGCACCUAGUCUAACUCCAAAGCCAUUAUCAUCCUUAGAGUUCUCGCGCCAUAAGAGCCCCUACGCCGUUGCUAUAUCCCUAGGCGCAGACUAUCAUAGGAAUGAAGAUGACGGCGACGAUGAAGAUUGGUAUUAUGUGGGCGGAAGAACACUUGUUUAUCAGCUCCUCCACGCGCCCAGUACUAAGUUAAAGCAACCUCAGUCCACCCAAUCAAUUCAAGUGGUAGUAAAUGUGACGAAAGACGUUCGGCAGAGUAAGCGAAAGCGGCCUGAAGCGGAUGGAGCGACUUUGUUUGAGAUUGAGAAAGUGGAGCACAAUUUCGAUAUUAGGGAAACACGCUACGCCCAAGUGCUCACGAAACUACGGUUGUUCGACUCUGAAAUCAUGCCAUACGAGAAAGUCUUUUUGAUGGAAACCGAUAUGGUUAUCACACAGCCGAUCGAUGCGAUCUUCUAG
Penicillium soppii is the source of this 552-nucleotide messenger RNA. RefSeq lists its product as uncharacterized. The coding region runs from base 1 to 552 and encodes 183 amino acids. Lineage: Eukaryota; Fungi; Ascomycota; Eurotiomycetes; Eurotiales; Aspergillaceae. The record is from RefSeq and is a predicted model, not a curated record. The transcript has a single exon.